Molecule: messenger RNA, 2126 nt
Organism: Odobenus rosmarus divergens (Pacific walrus)
Lineage: Eukaryota; Metazoa; Chordata; Mammalia; Carnivora; Odobenidae
Gene: PLD3
Product: phospholipase D family, member 3
Exons: 13
Coding region: 339-1811 (490 amino acids)
Molecular function (GO): catalytic activity
Source: RefSeq, a predicted model, not a curated record
UGCCUGCGGGGCUGGGUCCGGGAGUGGGAGACGUGGAGUGCAGGUUGGCGGGACCGUAUCUGGGGUACCCCGGCCCCCCUUCUCCCUGCGGUGAUUCCGCGCGGCCUGCGCACUGCGCAGACUCCCCGCUGCAGUGGGCGGAGCCCCGUCUGGGCCCGCCCCCUCCUCCCUCCCGCCCCUGCUCAGCCUGUUGGGGCAGUAGCUGGGGCAGUAGCUGGGGCCCCGCGGAGGUAGCAGCUGCCGCCUGCGGAGUAAGGCCGAGUCCCCUUCGGGUUUGGAGACCCUGACACACCCACUUUCCUGCCUGGGCUCGACAUAUCCCCUGGCUGCCUGGCAAGAUGAAGCCUAAGCUGAUGUACCAGGAGCUGAAGGUGCCUGCAGAGGAGCCUGCCAGUGAGCUGCCCAUGAAUGAGAUCGAGGCUUGGAAGGCUGCAGAGAAGAAAGCCCGCUGGGUCCUGCUGGUCCUCAUCCUGGCGGUUGUGGGCUUCGGUGCCCUGAUGACUCAGCUGUUUCUAUGGGAAUACGGCGACUUGCAUCUCUUUGGGCCCAACCAGCGCCCAGCCCCCUGCUAUGACCCCUGCGAAGCAGUGCUGGUGGAAAGCAUUCCUGAGGGUCUGGACUUCCCCAAUGCUUCCACGGGCAACCCCUCCACCAGCCAGGCCUGGCUGGGCCUGCUCGCCGGUGCCCACAGCACUCUGGACAUCGCCUCCUUCUACUGGACCCUCACCAACAAUGAUACCCACACUCAGGAGCCCUCUGCCCAGCAGGGUGAGGAGGUCCUCCGGCAGCUGCAGACCCUGGCACCUCAAGGUGUGAAGGUCCGCAUUACUGUGAGCAAGCCCAAUGGGCCCCAGCCACAGGCCGACCUGCAGGCACUGCUGCAAAGUGGUGCCCAGGUGCGCAUGGUGGAUAUGCAGAAGCUGACCCAUGGCGUCCUGCACAGCAAGUUCUGGGUGGUGGACCAGACCCACUUCUAUAUCGGCAGUGCCAACAUGGACUGGCGCUCCCUGACCCAGGUCAAGGAGCUGGGAGUGGUCAUGUACAACUGCAGCUGCCUAGCUCGGGACCUGACCAAGAUCUUCGAGGCCUACUGGUACCUGGGCCAGGCGGGCAGCUCCAUCCCGGCCACCUGGCCCCGGCCCUAUGAUACCCGCUACAAUCAAGAGACACCCAUGGAGAUCUGUCUCAAUGGAACCCCUGCUCUAGCCUACCUGGCGAGUGCACCCCCACCACUGUGUCCCAGUGGCCGCACCCCGGAUCUGAAGGCCCUGCUCAACGUGGUGGAUAAUGCCCGGAGUUUCAUCUACGUCGCGGUCAUGAACUACCUGCCCACCAUGGAGUUCUCCCACCCGCGCAGGUUCUGGCCUGCCAUUGACGAUGGGCUGCGGCGGGCUGCCUAUGAGCGGGGCGUCAAGGUGCGCCUGCUGAUCAGCUGCUGGGGACACUCUGAGCCGUCCAUGCGGGCCUUCCUGCUCUCCCUGGCUGCCCUGCAUGACAACCACACCCACUCCGAUAUCCAGGUGAAACUCUUUGUGGUCCCCGCGGAUGAGAGCCAGGCCCGGAUCCCAUACGCCCGUGUCAACCACAAUAAGUACAUGGUGACCGAACGGGCCACCUACAUUGGAACCUCCAACUGGUCUGGCAGCUACUUCACGGAGACAGCCGGCACCUCGCUGCUUGUGACGCAGAAUGGGCGGGGUGGCCUGAGGAGCCAGCUGGAGGCCGUUUUCCUGAGGGACUGGGACUCCCCUUACAGCCAUGACCUUGACACCUCAGCCGACAGCGUGGGCAAUGCCUGUCGCCUGCUGUGAGGCUCUGGUCCGGCAGCCAGGCCGAGGCCUGCGAGGCCCCCCGGGGACCCAGAUAUCCUGGGUCCCGGCCCCUGUCCCCCAUGCCCCCCGCUUCUGUGUGCCCCAUCGUGGCUCACUGGCUCGCCCCUGCUCUACCCACCUCUGUCUCCGUCCCUGCCGGCCUGAUGCUGUGGCCCCGGGACCCAGCCCAGCUUGGGGGAGGGAUCAGCCCCCGAAGAAAUGGGGGUGCAUGCUGGGCCCAGCCCCCUGGCCCACCCCCCUUUCCAGGGCAAAGAGGGCUCCAGGUUAUAAUAAGAAGUAAAUCACUUGUCUGUA